GGGAAAUGUAUGAAGCCACGUCCAGAUCAAAACUCAGUCCAGCACCACAACCAUCUUCAUGCUGCAUUUGUUUCACUGAGUCCUGAUCCUAAAAGGUCACCUGAAACUAUUUCUCUACAGGAAGCACUGCAGAGGUCCAGACCAGACUUCAUCAGUCGUUCCCGUGGCAGAGUGCGAGAGCUAGAGCGAAGGACACAUGAGAGGAGGGAGCUGGCAGAUUCAGUAGACCCACAGGCGAAUGCUGCUCUCAGGCAGAGGAGAGUCCACAGUGCCCGGUCUACCUCUCUGAAUGAUAACCUUUUCAAACCCAGAGAUAGAGCCAUUACUGGAAGAGAGAUGCAGCUCAGAUCUAAGCGUACGCUUGCAGAAGUGAAGAGGAAAAAAGAGGAAGAGAAGAAGAGAGAGGAGUGUUUGACCAACAGACAGCGAGUUGAACUUUUCAAAAAGAGACUGUUGAAUCAGAUUCUUCAAAGGAGCAACAGCUGAAUGAUGCACAACAGAUGAAGAUUAUGACAUGCAAAGCCUGUAGCAUUGUAUAACAGACUGAUGCAGUUACCUUUGCUCUUUGACAGUGCUGAAUAUGAAUUAAAAUGUCAGUGUAGGUCAUGAUAUAACCAACCCCUUGUUUUUUUCUCUUGUGUAUUAGCAUUACAUUUGAGUUUCAGAGCUUAACAUCUGUUUUUCUGAAAAAUAAAUCCAUGGCAGUCUUUCAGAAACCCAGAAGGUCCUUUAACAUCAUUUACCUUUGUUUUGAAGGUUUUUCCAGAACCUUCAAAGACUCUUCUGCCCAUCUGGAUAAAAAAAAUCUAUUAAAGCAAAAUAUAAAAAAGAAUUAAACUGUUUCCCUUGUUGUGACUCUACUAUAUUUUCUAACCCAACCAAAGUCCUUACUCAUUUUGUAUGACACAACAUAAAUAUAACAUUAACACAGAUAUACAUGAUAAUAAAAAGUUCUUAAUUUUGUACAAAUCCAGAAAGGACCCCUAAGGUGUCCAUCAAAAAUGUUUUUUUAUUGUGCAGUAAACUAAAUAUAUUUGAUUCAACGGUCCUUCAUGAAAAGAUUCUUGAAAUAUCUUCAGAACAACGUUGUUAAAUGAUCUUCUGGAGUUUUGAAAGAUUGCCAUAGAUUUUUCUUUUGAGAAAAACAGAUGCUUAUGUGUGGGAUUCAGCUGUCCUAGCUGCCCUUGUGGUAUGCCAUUACAAAUAAAGAUGGUCAAAAUGGAUGCACUGUAUGAAAUCAUGGCUCAACAUUCUGCAUGGGUUGUAAUCAGAUAUCACCUGGUAAGCACACUGACUGAUACCCUUUUGAUGUAACAUCUAAACCAGUGAUGUAUGCAGUGUAUCAGCGUUAUCUUGUUUCUUGAUUGCAAAUUGCCUUUCUUUCCAGAAUACUUCAUGUAAUGGGAUGCAGAGUAACCUCUCCCUGCACGAUAAAGCGCUGAUGUCCUCACGCAGCCACUUUCACAUGAUCUCAUGUGAUGUGAAGCAGUGAUAUAAGACAGAAUCAUUCAUUAUGCCUCACAGUCCCAUCCAGGACAGUCUUCACUCACCAUCCUCAUUAUACAACCAACAAGCAGAAAGAAGCCUGAAGUGCGCUCUGCCAUCAUUCAGUGCCAGCUAUUAGCUGUAAGAUGGAGGAAUGUGACCUCUUCUCACUGGAAAUGCCCUGUUAAUGGACAGUGCCGAUUUUGAAUGGAGCUUUUGUCUCUGUCUUUGUCUCAUGAUGGACUGGGGUCUGCCAUUGCAGAUUUAGAUUUGUGUGUUUUGAUCCAAAGAGAAUGUGCUCAGAGUGCUGAUGCACAACAUGAUGGAGCUGGGCAUAAAUCAAAAGUGAGACGUGUGAAUAUUUAUUUUUGGAAUAAUAGACAACAGAGCAGAUGCUCUUUUCAUCAUUCCUAAUUGUUAUUGUUCUCAUUAGCCUUUAAGUUGGAGUUCUUUCAUAGUCCAGCUGUUUCAUACAUCUAAAUUUGCACUGAUGUCUCGGAGAAGACAGACGAGUGCUUCUGGCUGUUUUUGUAAACCUUAUUUCGUGUCAGUGCACAUGCAUGUGUGUAUUUAGAUGGGAGUAGAUUAUUAAUAACAGCAUUUGUGGUUCAUAAUUGUUUUCUUCUUUCUAAAAUGAAUAAUUUCAUCUAGAAAGUAUAAUAAGACAACUCUGAAGCAUAGCUGCUGCUUGAGGAGGGUUAUAAAGUGUGUGGUUUUCUCUAUUGAACUUUACAAUGGUUUUACUAUUCAGUGUAACAUAAAACAUAAUUGACUUUAUGUAUUUUGUAUGUAUUUUAU
Molecule: messenger RNA, 2283 nt
Organism: Morone saxatilis (striped sea-bass)
Lineage: Eukaryota; Metazoa; Chordata; Actinopteri; Moronidae
Product: (E2-independent) E3 ubiquitin-conjugating enzyme FATS-like
Exons: 5
Coding region: 10-486 (158 amino acids)
Biological process (GO): regulation of centriole replication
Cellular component (GO): centrosome; cytosol; centriole
Source: RefSeq, a predicted model, not a curated record